Messenger RNA from Lithohypha guttulata, 1338 nucleotides. RefSeq lists its product as uncharacterized. The coding region runs from base 1 to 1338 and encodes 445 amino acids. The transcript has 2 exons. Lineage: Eukaryota; Fungi; Ascomycota; Eurotiomycetes; Chaetothyriales; Trichomeriaceae. The record is from RefSeq and is a predicted model, not a curated record.
AUGGCUAGAAGCCCUCCAGCUCUGGCAGGCAAGAGUCAUUAUCUACCUAAUGGACACCGUGUGAAUAAGGGGGACCUACGGCCAUAUCAUGCCACGAACACGAAUGGGUACGAUCUCAAUGGCAAAAAUCAGAAUGAUCCUCCUCCUCCAUUUCCCUCAAUAGACGAACCCUACCUUGGCUCCAAUCCUCCACAAGACUACUACCCCGACAUUCCUUUCCUUGAAGACGAGUACGAUUCCCAUCCUGACAGAUACAACGACGCGUUCCGAAAUGACAAACCAUAUGAUAUUCCCAUUGGCUCACCUCCCACGUCACAUUUUGGUUCUCCUCCAAGUGAUAUACGCUCACCUCGACACAAAUGGCCUUCUGCCCUUGACGCUCCGUUACCUCCAUCCUAUACUGGUAGCGUACCCAACUAUGCUACCAUAGGUCAUGUAAGUGGUUCUGUCCCUGAUAAGUUCGGCCUAGCAAGCCCUGCGAAUUCAACCAUUUCACAAAACGUGGCUGGUCCUGGAGUAAAAGAGAGUCUUAUUCAGCCACCCACACAAAACCCAAAGACAACGCCUCUUGGAGCUUCACCAGCCCAUGCCGAGACCAGUAUUGGUGGACGAAUCUUGUACUCGGAGAAAUAUCGCCAGAAGUCAAGACCACCAAUGUCUUCAAGCUUGCCUGUACGCGACUUCGACACCAGACUUGGCCUCGAUUCAGACCUACCACUCUUGCCCAGUGAUUUACAUGAUGAACUAUUGACUACAGGCGACAAGAUGCGAGGAUUCUCACGACCCGAGCAAGAGACUAGUGGCAGCUUUAAGGAAGGCUCCGAUAGCUUGGCUAUUCCGAGGAGAUCAUCGAACGUGGUUGGUUCACCGCCUGCCGCUAGCAGUCCCUCACGAUUCCAUCACAUAUUUAAGGAACAGAAAGAGAAGAGCUCAAACAUCGGCGUUGUUGGCUCCCCACUGCGAGAGUCCUGGUUACUUGGCGGAGAUUCCACUGUUUCGUCCAGACCUGGCAUGCAGAUGUCGGGAAUCUCCCAAGCUCUUGGUCAAAUGAACCUAGACAGAACAGAGACUGGCGAUUCCACUGGAUUGAGACCCAACAAUAUACGGGGUGGGUAUGCUCGACAGAUCUCGAGUCCGGGCCUGACUUCGACACGAAUUGACGAGGAAGGCGAUCCAGCUACUUUCUUCCCUAUGGACGAUGAGAGCACGCGUAGAGGAGCUGUGGCCUGGAACGACAGUCAGAACUCGACCUCGAGGAAGACUACGGGAGAGGUCAGUAUGCCACGUGGUAUGCCAAUCAAGAAUGGUGUCAAGCCUAUCUUUGGCUUUCACGGCUAG